AUGCUGCCAACCACAAUCCGAUCACCGCCCGCCGCGGCAGACUACACACCCCUCGCAGAAUACCAGUCGCAAACUCCCGAGUCGUUCACAGAUGGGAAGCCAAUCCUACACUAUCAUCUCGCCGGCGCAAAGGCAACGAUCCCACGCUCGCAGUGUGGCAGCUUAGCCAUCUUCCCACAGGAUACUGCUGCAGCACCCAACAGCGCGAACGAUGGAGAAGCCGCCGAAGAGUUGGCGGAACAGACCGUCGAUGUAUUUGCGACUUCAGAAAACUUCGUCGUCUUCAGCCACCAAGCCGAAGCCGGUGUCUCGAUCCCAUACCCUCUAAUCUCAAUCCACGCGCUCAAAUCUGUCAACGAGUCCCAGGCUGUCUGGCUGCAGCUUGACUUUGCUGACGGCGGCGCUGACGACUCCGACUUUGAAACCGUCGAGCUGACAAUCGUCCCAUCAAGCUCCGCCGAAGCAAACUCCGCGCAACAGCUUUACGAGGCCAUGGCCAAUUGCUCUGAUUUACAUCCCGACCCUAACAACGAGGAAGAUGACGACAAUGACUAUGACCGCAUCGUCUUUGAGGGCAACGCGGGGCACGAGCCCGUCGAGGGCUUCACUGGAGUUCUCCAUGGCGUCACAGAUGGCGGGCUUCCUCCACCGUUCCCUGGUAGCGGCGGCUGGAUCACUGCAGAAAAUGUACACGACUACUUUGAUGCAGAUGGCAACUAUAUAGGCCCGGGACAAGAGCUGGAGGAGGUUGAGGAUGAGACGGAAGAGCUUGGCGAAGGAGCCGGUAGGACACGCCCACGCGACGAGCUUGAGAAGGACGAUGAUGUCAACGGACACGACUCGGCCGAGGAUCCGGAGAGCAAGCGACCAAGAGUGGAAACUGAAAAUAACGAGUAA
Molecule: messenger RNA, 897 nt
Organism: Trichoderma asperellum CBS 433.97
Lineage: Eukaryota; Fungi; Ascomycota; Sordariomycetes; Hypocreales; Hypocreaceae
Biological process (GO): spliceosomal snRNP assembly; mRNA cis splicing, via spliceosome
Cellular component (GO): cytosol; pICln-Sm protein complex; spliceosomal complex
Source: RefSeq, a predicted model, not a curated record